This is a messenger RNA of Leishmania major strain Friedlin, 2334 nucleotides long. Its product is annotated as putative RNA binding protein. The transcript has a single exon. The record is from RefSeq and is a predicted model, not a curated record. NCBI's taxonomy places the organism in Eukaryota, Euglenozoa, Kinetoplastea, Trypanosomatida, Trypanosomatidae. Gene Ontology annotation, cellular component: ribonucleoprotein complex. Gene Ontology annotation, molecular function: RNA binding. The coding region runs from base 1 to 2334 and encodes 777 amino acids.
AUGCCACAGAUGACGGAGAACAUCUGCAGCGUGCAGGGCGCUGGCAACACCGCGCCGCAGGCGGACAGCCCAUGCCACUCCGUAUCCUCUGCGCUCCCAGCUACCAACGGCCUGGUCUCCAAUGACCUCACCAACUCGUCCUUCUCGGAGCACCCAUUGAGCGAGUCGAGUGGCGGUGUCUUGGCCCAGCCGCAGAUUUCUGGUAACGUUGCUGACUUCCAGAACUUUCUCGAUGAGCCGAGCAAUUGGGAGUGGGCAGUGAAUGCCCUAUCCGUGGAGCCCGGGCACAGCGAUCGCAACAUCUUUGUCUCGAAGCUGCCGCCCACCUUCAAGGAUGCGGAUCUGCAGGAGCUGUUCGAGAACUUUGGCCCCGUGGUGUCGGCCAAGGUGAUGCUGAACGUGAAGACGGGGAUCUCCAAGGAGACCGGCUUUGUGAAGUUCACGAGCUACAAGGACGCACUGCGUGCCCGCGCUUUUUUUCGACUCCGCCUGGCCUCCUCGCCGACCACGCCUGCAAUGCCGGAGGUAGUGACGCAAUGGGCGCAGAACAAGCACGACGGCGGCCUCUACGGCGAGCGAUGCCAGCAGGUGCGCAAGCUGUUCAUCCGAAACGUUCCGGCGCGCAUCACGCAGGCGGAUAUGAGGGUGUUUGUCAGCCAAUUCGGAAACGUGAGUGACGUCUCGGUGCACAGCGAUACAUAUGACGCUCCACCGGCCUCCCCCCCUGGGCGAGGGCGGCGCCUGAAGCAGAUGUCUCCCUCCGAGGGCACCGAAGGGGAGGAGGCAGAGGCGUCGCGCCCAGGCCCUGGGCCGGAGGAGCACGAGACGAUAAUCUGUUUUGUGACCUUUGCGGAGGCCGGGGCAGCGAUGCGGGCGUGCCGCGAGAUCCACAACACAACACCGUUUGAUUCCUGCAACGGGGUGCCGCUGAUGGCCAAGCUGGCGGAGGAUAACAGCUCUCGUCACGCCCGGCGCCACCACGGCGCAUCUGUGGCGAAGGCUGUGCCCGCCUCGUGGGGCGCAUGCGCACCCUUGUGCGACGGCAGCAGCACCUACAGCAGCGCCUACAGCAGCGAGGCACACACGCCCCUCACCUGUACGGUCGGCUAUCACCGCAUCAGCCAUCCGUCUCAGGUGUCGGUGUCACAGCAUCAGCAGCAGCAGUACAGCGCCGCUUCUAACUGCGUCAUGCAGCCACCCCCGCCGCCGACGCUGUCGGCAAGUUACGUGAACACAGACUUGUCGCCUGUGCACCGCAGCCAUCCAUCGACGCCGCAAUACCCUUCGCAGAGUGCACAGCACGCUAGCUUCGGCAUUCCGGCCCCGCGCCGGACUUUUCAGCAGCGCAGCGCCGCCAUGUCCCCAGCGUCGGCUGUGCCGCCAGCAGCGGUCAUCACGCCUUCCUCUCCUUCCAUCCUCUCCACGACGAUGUCGCCCACUGCUCCACAGCAGCCCCACUCGACUCGCACUCGCCACGUGCCGCUGCCGCCGGCGCUCUCCAUGGAAGCGACCGAGAGCGGGUUGGCGAACGUGGCGAUCCCGACCACCACCACGUCCACCCCAAGCUCGCCGCCCCACGCCGCUGACGUCUACGCACACACGCCGCUCCGCAUCGGUAGGGAGACACCUGUGCAGACGCCACGCCGCCGACAAAGCCCCCCAUCUGCGACGCAGAUGGGCAAUUACUUGAGUGAUGCCUACACGGCCGUGCACACUCCGUACACCGGGCAUCAGCACCAGCAGCGGCGCUUGCCCAUGAACCAUGGUGACGUCCAGGGUGCCUACCACGCGAACGGCGACUUCUAUCAGGAGUACAGCUACAGCGACCCGAUGGAGCUGAACAUGCACCCCAUCUCGUCUUCGGCGUCGUCAGAGGCGGUUCACGAGUACGGCAACACUGGCGGCGCUGAGCUGAGUGCCUACCGGGCUUGCGACAACCAGCGCGACGUAGCGCCACUCUGGCAGCGACGCAUGGAGCGCCACAUAGCGACAACAGUGUGUUCAGCCGCCGUGGCGGCCCUUGCCGGGGUGCCACAUCUUUCACCGUGCGCCGCUUACGGUGCGCCGCUGGCAUACGCGAGCGCUGAAGGCGCGCUCUCCAUGGGUGCGGCCAUGCAACCGGAAGUCUGUGAGACUACGUCGUCACCGCAGACGAAGUCUGCGGUGCCCUCGCCGUAUGUGCUAUACCCCCCGGCCGUGGUUGUGAAUAGCGGUAGCCGGACCAAAACCCCGAGAAGCGGUGUGUCGGGGUCAGUGAGGUAUCGCAACAACCCGUACAGCAUGCGCCUCGUCCGCACCGUCGCGCUGGAUUCAUCACCGUGCGUGGACAGCUGA